Messenger RNA from Choloepus didactylus (southern two-toed sloth), 3894 nucleotides. RefSeq names its product lactosylceramide 1,3-N-acetyl-beta-D-glucosaminyltransferase-like. Gene Ontology annotation, biological process: brain development. Gene Ontology annotation, cellular component: membrane. Bases 706 to 1851 code for a protein of 381 amino acids. Lineage: Eukaryota; Metazoa; Chordata; Mammalia; Pilosa; Megalonychidae. The record is from RefSeq and is a predicted model, not a curated record. The transcript has a single exon.
GUCCUUUAGUUUUUAUCCCCAUUUUUCUACUCAUCCAUACAUUAGGAUAAAGGGAGUGUGAUCCUCAAGGUCUUCGCAAUCACACUAGUCACCCCUUGUAAUCUACAUUAUUAUAUAAUUGUCUUCAGGAGUCCAGACUGCUGGGUUGGAGUUUGGUAGUUUCAGGUAUUUCCUUCUAGCUAUUCCAAUACAUUAAAACCUAAGAGGUGUUAUCUAUAUAGUGCAUAAGAAUGUCCACCAGGCACAGCGUCUCAGCCUCGGCUCCGCCCCUGCCUGGCCCGGCCGCCAGGCGCCCUGCGCGGCGCCUCCUCGCCCAAGGUAGCUCUCGGAGUCUCCUCUACCCACUUUGGACCAGGAGAAAGUCGGCAGGAGGGAAAGACACACUCGCUCACACCUGGUAGCUCCACGACGUCAGGUUUCAUCUAACAUUCACAAAAACGAAGUACAUGGAAGAGCUACAUGGAUGCCAAGGUGGAAAAACUUUGAUGUGCCAGUGGCCUUGUUUUACAGUGUGUUCCAUUCUUUUGCACUCACAGAAAAAAACGGUAUUAAGAGGAAGUAUGUUGUGAAAUUAGAAGCCCCUUUUAAAAUUUGUAAUGGUCAAUAUGUAUUAAGAUGGACAUCUGUUUUGAACAAUACAAAGUGCUCUGGUUUCAAAGAAGCAAGCACCUGUUUAAAACUGAUCCUAAAUAAAAACAGACCUGAAUGGACAUCAGAAUGUUUGUUAGUGGCAGAAGAGUCAAAAAAUGGCAGUUUGUUCAGUUAUUUGCCACUUGUUUUAUACUAAGCCUUACGUUUUUUGGGGGACUGAAUGAUAAUCCAAUAGUGAACCAUAUGAAGUCCUACUCUUACAGAUACCUCAUAAAUAGCUAUGACUUUGUGAAUGAUAGCCUGACUCUUAAGCACAGCCCAGAGGGGGCUACCAGCUACCAGUACUUGAUUAACCACAAAGAAAAGUGUCAAGCCCAAGAUGUCCUGCUUUUACUGUUUGUAAAGAGUGCUCCUGAAAACUACGGCCGUCAUUCUGCAAUUAGAAAAACAUGGGGCAAUGAUAAGUAUGUUCGAUCUCAACUUAAUGCCAACAUCAAAACUCUGUUUGCCUUAGGAACUCCUUCUAAUCCACUGAAGAGAGAAGAAAUGCAAAGAAAACUGGAACUGGAAAACCAAAUGUACAACGAUAUAAUUCAGCAAGACUUUGUUGAUUCUUUCUACAAUCUUACUCUUAAAUUACUUCUGCAGUUUAGGUGGGCAAAUACAUUUUGUCCACAUGCCAGAUUCCUUAUGACUGCAGACGAUGAUAUAUUUAUUCACAUGCCAAAUCUUAUUGAAUACCUUCAAAGUUUAAAACAAAUUGGUGUUCAAGAUUUUUGGAUUGGCCAUGUUCACCGUGGUUCUCCUCCCAUCAGAGACAAAAGCAGCAAAUACUACGUCUCCUAUGACAUGUACCAGUGGCCAGCUUACCCUGACUAUACCGCUGGAGCUGCCUAUGUGAUCUCCAGUGAUGUAGCCGCCAAAGUCUACGAGGCAUCACAGACACUUAACUCUAGUCUUUACAUAGACGUUGUGUUCAUGGGCCUCUGUGCCAAUAAAAUGGGGAUAGUACCACAAUCCCAUGUGUUUUUUUCUGGGGAAGGUAAAACUCCUUAUCAUCCUUCCAUCUAUGAAAAAAUGAUGACGUCUCAUGGACACGUACAAGACCUUCAGGACCUUUGGCAGGAUGCCACGGAUGCUAAAGUAAAAACAAUUUCAAAAGGUUUUUUUGGUCAAAUUUACUGUAGGUUAAUUAAGAUAGUUCUCCUUUGCAGAGUGUUCUAUGUCAACACUUAUCCUUGUUCGGCUGCGUUUGCCUAACAGUACUUGAAUGUUGUCUGUUUUCACUGUCACUGAGCCAAACCUGGAAGAAAAACCUUUAAAUGUUUAUCUGUACCCUAAGGAAAAUGAAUAAGAAAGACAAAGAAAUAUUUUGAAAGCCCAGUCUAUCAGAAUGUUUCUUUUUUUUUCUAGAAGCUAUUCAAUAUAACUUAUCUAUUUCAUUGCCUAAAUUCAUUUCAAGAACUUGAUAUUUAGGAAAGGCUUAUAUUAUUAAUGAAAAUAAGAAUAAAGGGAAAUUCAAGUUCUUACUUAACGUUACAUGCAUAUUCAGGGUGUAGAGAGAUCAUUAAGAUGUGUUUGAAUAAUUGCUUUUGGAAAAUACCAGGUGAAUGUAUAGUACAACAUUUCAAAGAAAUGAAUAUACUGUUGGACCAGGUAUACAAGUUUAUUUUUAUUAAAGAGCACUUGGUGGAGGUGUUGGGGUAUGUGGAGUUGAUACAGGACAAAGUAUAUGAAUCUGAUAAAAGAAAGUCUCUUGUUCUUUAAGAGGAGGUUUUGAAAAAUGUACGUAAUUUCACAUUUUUUUUCAAAGCUUAAUGUGAAAUGUGAGAAAAGUCAUUAGUUCUGCCCUAACUGGUGCUUUGUAUGGCUCUUUUUGAAUAUUAGAAAAUGACACAAAACAUGGGCAGUUUGUUACCUGUCUGAUCCUUCCCUAGGGAGAAAUUGUUAUUUCAAAUAAGCUGAUUUUAAUUUAAUUAAUUUUCAACUGAUUUUUGAAUAUUCAAUAUUGGUUUGUAUAUAGGAUAGUUAUUUGAAUGUAGUUUGCAUAGAAGAAUAUAAUAAUGGAGAAGGCUUCAAAAGGAAAGACAGAACAUUAAAAGCCUCUUUUCUUUAAAAUUUAUGAAAAUAUAAUUCUUAGUGCCAAAUCAUUGUCAUGAUUACUAAAACCAGUCCACCCCUUCCCAACAAGGCCUCGUAAAUCAUAGUACUUUGUUCUAAGCUUACAUUUUACAUUGAAAGGAUCAAGUAUCAAGUCAAAGUUACAGUACCUUUAAAAAAACAUCUAUUCUAUCAUUAAAAUAACUGUCAGAGGUGGUUUUCAUCUUUUAAAUAUUUCAAAUUUGAAAGAAGAGAAAAGUUGCCAGAAUGAGGUCUGAUGCAUUCAGAAAAGCUACAUGUUCCCCAUGUUCAAAGAGACGUGGCUUUGAGAUCUCAUAAGGUAAAUUACAUUUAUUUUACAAAGCAAGAUAAAAAUGUGGCCAUGAUGCAAACAACCUCCUCUUACUGCAGAAAGAGCUAGGUGAUACCUAUUAUGGGAUUCUAUAAAGACCAAAACAGUUUCUCCAGCAAAAGUGGUUAAACUGGUUAUAAAAACCUUUGACUGCAUAGAAGCCUGUUAAGCAAAACUAAGACAUCUCAUUUCAUAAAAUGAUAUCUGAAACAUGUAAAACAAGACUCCUCAGUAAUAUAUAUAUAUAGCUGGAUGAUGGUAUUUAUAAUUUAGGGGUAGCUUUUUAAUGUUUACAGGUUAAUCUUUUUCUAUUUUGAAAAUUGAGGCUUGUUUACAUUUGCUCAGAUAAUUUAGUUUUGGUUAACCAAUGUCAAAAUUUACAGUAUCAAACAUUCUAGUUUGUAAUUACUUUCAGAGCCGGUUCAGGGUCUUUAGAUCAUUACAGUCUGAACUUUCUGAUCCAUUUAAACAUUUGUAGAGAAAAAAGGAUAUCUGAAAAAGCAGGUUUAUAAUUAAUUUUGAUUAGUUGAUUUUUUAAUAACCAUUUGCUUUUUGGCCUUAUAUACCCUGUGUAUCCCUACUAGAAACUUUAAAUUUGCCAUUGGUUGAAAAUGAUCUUGUUUACAGCAGUACUUUUGUGAAACAAUUAUUUAUUGCUGAAAGAGCUCUCCUGAACUGUGCUCAUUUUUUAGUUUUGCUUAGAACCAGAACAGAACAGGUUUUAAUUUGAAGUAAAUAUGAGGUCACUCUUUAUUUUUUUUUAAGUUGCUAGAUGCUUCCUUAUUCAGACUUAAAGACUGAGAAGAGUAUUUGUAAAUAAAAGGGUUCCAGCCUUUUAAAAAGGAAGAAAA